AAUGAAUUAAUUGUUUUAGAAAAAAUACAUUUUAUAGGUUUAUCCAAUAGCUGAAGAUAGCACAAUCAGAAGUUGGAAAAUGAUUUAGAGUUGGUCCUCCUAUUGUAAACUGGAGAGUUUAAGGCAACAAAUUUCAUUCAAGUAUGGUACGAAAUAAGUUGAUAUCUUGCCCAAAUAGAUUAUGAUUAAAUAUUAAUUACUUUUUAUUUACAAACAAUUAUCCUAUUUCACAUAAUCUUUUUCUAUCCUAUAAAAUUUCCUCUUUGGCUUCUAAUAUCAUAUUUCAUAUGAUUAACGUUCAAAUUCUCAAAUAAAUCUAAACCAACAUUCCAGUUUCACUUCGUAGUUCCAUGAAUGA
This is a messenger RNA of Paramecium octaurelia, 358 nucleotides long. Lineage: Eukaryota; Ciliophora; Oligohymenophorea; Peniculida; Parameciidae. The record is from the annotation of a GenBank genome assembly.